This is a messenger RNA of Malurus melanocephalus (red-backed fairy wren), 1226 nucleotides long. RefSeq names its product chibby family member 1, beta catenin antagonist (gene CBY1). The record is from RefSeq and is a predicted model, not a curated record. Lineage: Eukaryota; Metazoa; Chordata; Aves; Passeriformes; Maluridae. Bases 366 to 746 code for a protein of 126 amino acids. The transcript is spliced from 5 exons.
AAUUAAGGCGAAGCUCGAUGGAACAGCCCGGCCCAACCGCCCCCGCACCGCGGGGCUGACCCUACCACUGCGGUGCGGGGGGGUGUGGGGUGUGGAGUGUUCUUCGUCGGCUGUGCCCUUGCCGAGCCCGCUGCUUUAGCCAGUGAGAUGCCGGGAGGGUAAACAGAACAAAGGAGCAUCCCGGUGGUGAUCUGUGAGGGGAAUAGCACCCCGCGGUGCUUCCCUUCCAGCUCCUCGGCGUGGCUYUAGGGUGGUACGGCCCGUGCCCCCUCCGAGGUGCCGAGCCGCGUGGCGCUGGGGCCUCAGACUGGUUGUGUCCCUCCUGCACCUUCAGGAGCCAGCCGUAGGCCUGGCAGCAGCGUGUGAUGCCUCUCUUUGGGAACUCCUUCAGCCCGAAGAAGACGCCCCCCAGGAAAUGGGCCUCAUUGUCCAACCUGCACCUGCUGGAUAGAUCCACCCGUGAGGUUGAGCUGGGCCUGGAAUAUGGCACCCCCUCAAUGAACCUUGCUGGCCAGAGCCUGAAGUUUGAAAAUGGCCAGUGGGUGUCAGAAUCAGGAAGCUUCCUGGGGGAUCGCAGGGAAYUGCAGCGCUUGCGCAAACGAAACCAGCAGCUAGAGGAAGAAAAUAACCUCCUACGGCUAAAAGUGGAUAUUCUGCUGGAUAUGCUCUCUGAAACCACUGCCGAGUCCCACCUGAUGGAGAAGGAGCUGGAGGAGCUGAAGCAGCGCUGCCGGAGGAAGAAGUGAAGAAGAGGUGGCCGGGUUGGUUCUGGGUCUUGGCCCAUGGGAUGCUUGGGCUGGUUUGAGCCUCCCAGCCAUGUUGGUACUGUGUGGAGGUACUUUGUUUCACGGGACCAUGAGUGCCGAGUUGCCUCCAGCGUUGUGUGGUGCCGUGGGUACUGCUAAUGGCUGGUUUGGCACCACAGCGCUGUUAAUUAACACAGUUUUCCUCAGAGCACUUUACCUUGCUACGUUUCCUCACCGCAGCCCAGCAUAGGUACCCUCUUCUCUAAGGCAGCAGGACAACGGGCAGUAGAGAAGAUCUGUCUUUAUGACGGCUCCUCCUUGUCUUCUCUGCUUACAAAAGUGGGGAGACUUCUGCCUGCUCCCUCUGAGGAGCCCGCGCUGGCUUAUACAAGCCUCACCGUCUGCCUUGGGCGAGCAGGAUGUUGGAGUUGCUCGUUCUCGAGGGUUUUGCAUAUUUUACAUUAAAAGCCUCGUAAUUAA